Mycena citricolor is the source of this 3711-nucleotide messenger RNA. The record is from the annotation of a GenBank genome assembly. NCBI's taxonomy places the organism in Eukaryota, Fungi, Basidiomycota, Agaricomycetes, Agaricales, Mycenaceae.
AUGCUCUCCCAGCUCCUCGCCUGGACUCUCGGGGCUCUGUCCGUCACGAACGCAGCUCCCUCGUUCUCAUUCCAGCAGCAAGCGCUCGUGUCCUGCAGCGUCGAUAAUAUCCCUGGAUCGGGGAUCUACGAGAUCUACAGCAAGGGCCUUGAAGGGGCUGCUGCCCGCUCCUACAUCCCUGGCCAGCCACUGUAUGUCAGCCGAUCGACGGAAGACGCCAGGUCCUACAAGCUGUUUGAGCUCACCGCCAAGGACAACAACAUGAUCUCGCUGAAACACGUCGGGCUCGAAUCUCCCGUCACCGUGGAUAACAACAAUUGGUUAUCGGCAUCGGGCUCCGAUGAAGACUACGAAAACUUCAAGCUGGAAGCCGCGGCCGGUAACCCGGGCUACUUUGUCAUCCACAGCGCCGUCUCGAGGAACCGCGUCUGGACACUCGACUCGGGCGACAGCACCAUCAUGAUGUCCGAGCGGGUGUCCGGCGCCGAGGGCCAGCUUUUCCGUUUCAAGUCUUCCGAGGCCCCGGCGCAAGCGGCGCUCACGCCGCACCGCAGCAGCGGCGGAUUCCACCGCCCCGCGGCGAACUGCACCGUCAAGGCCGGCGAGUACCGCAUCCUCGACUACAUGUCGAACGCGCCGGUCCGCGGCAACGCGGUCAGCCAGUCGAUAUUCACGUCGCGCGAGAUCGAGGCCUACCCGGGCGACACCGCUCUGUGGCGGAUCACGCGCGUGGGCAGGCACGGCGGGACUUACACCAUCAAGAGCAUCGCGCACGACGCGUUCCUGGGGGUCACCAAGUCGAAGAACCUCGCGCCGAUGACCGGCUCCACCCCCACCCUGUUCGUGUUCAAGCCGCGCGAGACGGACUGCGAGGACCAGGUGGUGAUCCACUUGGCUGACGGCAGCGGCGUCUGGGGCCUCGAUCUCGCGAAUGGGACCAGGACUACCCCGGUCGAGGUGCAGUCCGUGCACGGCCUCGUCACGGACUCGCAGAGUUUCGUUCUGGAGCUAGCAACUAAGAAGGCGACGCUGCGCCAUUCGAAUCCUCCUCGCGCACCACUCGCUUCGACAAGCCCCGCCACCGAUUUACCUCGAAAUUCAACCGUCGCGUCACUGUUCCAUUCUCGAGCGGCAUAUCGAGCGCAAAGCAGCGUAACAGCCGAGGUAAAUACUGGCGCGGCAUCGUCGAUUGCACCAGGUCGUGCCCUGCGGGAUCCUUCCCGUAUUGAACCCGGGAGCGCGGCUCAGAUUUCCCAACGGCUGGACUACAUAAGGACCCACGAUGAGAACUCCGGCAUUGCAAUGGGCACUGCAACUAUCGACGACUCACUAUUUGAGGGCGAUGAGGCCAAUUCUGGAGACGCGGGACUCGCACCGGCAUCGAGCGAUGAGGAGGAGGAUCCAGAACUCCAACCUCAAUCUGCGCUCUCUCAGUAUCUUUAUUCUGCCAAGGAACGUAUCCGGAAAGAAGAAAAGCAAUCCGGGAUGCCUGCUUGUUAUCACCGAGGGGAUUUCUUUGAUCGCCCCCGCCAUCCUGUAUUCGCACUUCAGCGUGCCUCCUCCCAUGAAUUCACGCCCACACCGAUGUAUUCUUGUGAUAUCUUUGUAUGGCUCCCUCAUCUUUUACCUCGCCAACCUGUCGCCUUCAAAUGUGCUUGUGGAUGGAAUGAUAAUCCAGUCGCUCGCAGAGUGCGGCGUCUUCCUGAAGACUACUUCUUGAUCACCAAUCGCUUUAUUUGUGACGCAAGUCGCCACAAUAAUACUGGGUGCGGAAAUAACUACCAGGGCACCGACCCAAUAAUUCUUGCGCAACUUCCGCGAUUCCUUCAAGAGGCGUACCCUGCGUAUCAUUCUCAACGGGCCGCUAUCGACAAGAUUAUGAUGUGGAUGUUCAACUCUUGCAUCGUUAAACGGCUUGGCCCAUCCCCAUUCUCCGACCUUGCAUCUGAAAUACAGCAUCGUCUCCAUGCACGGAAUGAGUUGAUGUACUACUCUGCUGCCGAACAUUACGAGUUCUACGGCACCGAGCAGAUUCCUCAAUUUUCGAAAUUCUCAGAUCCGCUUGGAUAUGCAGGUUCACCGCCGUCUGUGGGCUAUCUGCGGUCAAUGUACACUAGUUACAUCACUGCGCAUCGUACUUACAUGGAUCGCGCGCAAGCCGCGUUGCCUCUUGAUAUCGCAAAGGCUGAUCACACUUUUGAUGUCCUCAAGUACAUGGGAGGGAUCAAAGGCGAAACGGUUUGGAAAGCGAUGUACAGUAUCGGAAAUCAGUGGGAGGAAGUUAGAGCGCACAGCAUGACACUAACCAAGUCACUCUCCUUCGUUCGAGAAAUGAUGGUGUCAAUCCAAGAGAGUCUUCGGAGAAUUGGGCAUCCACCAACCCAGAUUCUGUACACAGAUUCGCCUCAAUCCCUGUUGGCUAUCUCAGAUCCCUUGCACUCUUCGAGAGUCAUUGAUCUUUUAGAGUACGCAAAGCUUACCGGUUUUGUCGAGGAUCCAAAAACCUCACUCCACGCACUCAUUGGUCAUGUCCUCCGCCGUUCUUAUGCUCCACGGCCAGGAAUUUCAGAACGUUGGGCGUUGCCUUGUGCUAAGCAGGACAUCACUGCUCUCUACCUCGAGACAAGUAGUGUCUGGCAGCUCUGGAAUGCGAUAUCGGUUCGGGAGCCAGUCGGCUUACCUCUCGAAUCGAACCAGUAUACACCCGGAAUGCCAAUAACUCUUGUUCAAAGCUUGAAGCCUGUGGCACGGGGUUUUAUUACAAGUCAUACAGAACCUGUGCUGGUCGUUCCUCUCGCCAACAGUGGAGAGACGUUCCGCAUCAAGAUCACGGCUCGACAUUGUUUGAUCACAAUUACGGAGGUGCUGGUUCCACAGGCGAUGCACAAGUUGCAUCGGUGUACUAUUGGAGAGGUACAAUCAACCGGUGGUCUAGCCGUUGUUUCACGCACCCAGCUUCGAUCCCGGUCUUUGACUCCUGCUCUCCCUGCAUCACGAACAGUCUUCGGCUACUCUCAACCCGCACCUCCAAGUUCUGCCCUGGAGGGGGAUCACACGCAAUUUCAAAUCUCGUACCAACCAAAUUCUGAAAUUCGAUUUGAAUUCUGGUCUCCCACUUCAGAAGAUGAAUUCAUGUCAGAGGAAAGCGAUGAAGAGAUCGAAGAUAAUGAUGAACAUCUCCCGGUGUCCAGUGGGCAUGGGCAUAACUCAACCGAGACCAGUAUUGCCGAAGCGCAGAAGUACUGGAGUCGGGUACUUGACGACGCGUUCCAUUUUAUGGACCGUCUCAUAAGGCUGCUGUCAAAGAAACACUCUGCCUUCAAGCAUUUUUGCUGGGAUUUUAGCGCAGCUAUCUUUAUCCGGGACCACGAAGAUCUCAAGAAAGUCCGUGCCGCAUUCGAAGCACGAGGCAUCAGCUGGGACUAUGCUCUACGUGCCAUGGCUGAUGCGCUCAAUCGACGAAUCCGGAGAUUCAUUCCAGAUCGAAUCACACUCUAUAAACGACUCUCUAUCCUAUUCCAAAGCUACCAGGACAUCGUAUGUUCCACACAGAAGCCUGGCAUCCAUGCUCGAUUUUUUUCGAGUGAAGCUCGCGAAAUGGCUGACCGUCUUCUGGACACUGCAAAGCGGGGUUUUCUGUCAGAUCCCCCGAAUAUUCCUCUCUACUAUGUCAUGGGAACGGAUCGUGACGGACUAACUGUGUACCGGUGA